AAAACGGAAAGAAGAGAAAGCAGGAAGCGCUGUGAGGCAUGACGUUCAACCACAACAUGCCUGCAGUGCAGUGCCGUCACUGACUGUGUGACAUGGAGAGUCUCCGGGUGCUGGAGCUUUACAGUGGGAUAGGGGGGAUGCAUUACGCUGUACAGGAGAGUGGCAUACCUGUCCAGGUAGUGGCUGCCAUUGAUAUAAACACAACAGCUAAUGAAAUCUACAAGCACAAUUUCCCCGACACCCCCCUCUGGAACAAGACCAUUGAGGGCAUAACACUCAGUGACUUCAAUAAAUUAUCUUUUGACAUGAUUUUGAUGAGCCCUCCUUGCCAGCCUUUUACCAGGAUAGGACUUCAGCGUGACAUUGCUGACCCCAGAACAAAGAGCCUUCUCCACAUUCUUGAUCUUCUGCCAAGGCUGAGCAGGCUGCCCCGCUUCAUACUGCUGGAGAAUGUGAAAGGCUUUGAAAAUUCCUCUGCCAGGGAACAUUUGGUGAAAACACUGAUGGAAUGUGGAUACACUAUUCAGGAGUUCAUGGUCUCACCCACAAGUUUUGGGAUCCCAAAUUCAAGACUGCGUUACUACCUGAUUGCGAAGAGAUCAACGGAAAAGAUUUCAGAUGCCUCUCCACAUCCUGCUGAUUGUGAUUCCCUUGAGGAGCCCUCAGUCUCGAGUCCUCCCGGACCAGUAACCUGUCUGCCAGAAGAGGAAAUGCAUGGGGAUGAAGCUAUGUAUAAACUAGAGACAGCAAAGGAUGCCCAGAGGAAAAUAAAUCAGAACAAUGACCUGUCUGUCAGACAGAUCCAAGACUUCAUGGAACCACAGAUGGAAGUAAACAUGGAGCAUUAUCUCCUUCCUCCUAAAACACUGCUGCGAUAUGCUAUGCUCCUGGACAUUGUUAGGCCCACAUGCAGGAGGUCUGUCUGCUUUACCAAAGGCUAUGGGCGGUACGUCGAGGGAACUGGCUCAGUGCUGCAGUGCUGCAUGGAGAUAGAGAUGGAGAGUGUGUUUAGGGGUCUGGACCAGUGCUGUGAGGAGGAGAAGCUCCAGAGGCUGCUGAAACUAAAGCUCCGUUAUUUUACUCCUAGAGAAGUUGCCAACCUGAUGGGUUUUCCAACGAGCUUCUCCUUUCCAGAGCAUAUACCUACCAAGCAUCAGUACAAAGUUCUAGGCAACAGCCUCAAUGUUGUGGUGGUGGCCAAACUCAUACAACAGCUGGUUUCCUAGUAUUUCCUGGACACACUGGAGGAGACACCAUAUAUUUGUCAUUGUAGAUUAUGUUACAGUGGGCUCUUUGACCAAUGGCUUUCUUUUAAAAUGUAGUCUGGUUUUUCUCUGGCUGUUAGAGGAGAAGUUGAUUUCGUAUGUUACUUUAAACAGUAGCAUCUCUUUUGGCUGAGCUUGAAUUACAUUUUUUUAUGAAUACAACAUUUGGUUUUCUUCUCAAAAUAAACAACUUUAAAAGAA
Acanthopagrus latus (yellowfin seabream) is the source of this 1466-nucleotide messenger RNA. RefSeq names its product tRNA aspartic acid methyltransferase 1 (gene trdmt1). Bases 93 to 1226 code for a protein of 377 amino acids. Gene Ontology annotation, molecular function: methyltransferase activity. The record is from RefSeq and is a predicted model, not a curated record. The transcript has 11 exons. Lineage: Eukaryota; Metazoa; Chordata; Actinopteri; Spariformes; Sparidae.